Molecule: messenger RNA, 252 nt
Organism: Ostertagia ostertagi
Lineage: Eukaryota; Metazoa; Nematoda; Chromadorea; Rhabditida; Trichostrongylidae
Source: the annotation of a GenBank genome assembly
AUGCGCGACUCGGGUCAAAAUCCGCACUUUCCGUCUGAUCUUGUCACUGGUGACAGAGCUGUCGAUCUUGAACGCCUUAUAACAGAAUCGACGUUGUUCAUGGCCGUGGCCAAUAUAUAUUGGACAUGUUGGGCAUUGCUGAACGCAGAGGACUCAGUGAUUCCGUUUGACUAUGGUUCGUACGCCCGCGAUCGAUUAGCUCAGUAUUUUCUUCAGAAGAAGGCACUUCAACAUUAUAUGGACACUCACUAA